Messenger RNA from Cucumis sativus (cucumber), 1090 nucleotides. RefSeq names its product 50S ribosomal protein L15, chloroplastic. Gene Ontology annotation, cellular component: ribosome; cytosolic large ribosomal subunit. Gene Ontology annotation, molecular function: structural constituent of ribosome. The transcript has 4 exons. Lineage: Eukaryota; Viridiplantae; Streptophyta; Magnoliopsida; Cucurbitales; Cucurbitaceae. The record is from RefSeq and is a predicted model, not a curated record. Gene Ontology annotation, biological process: translation. Bases 71 to 877 code for a protein of 268 amino acids.
GCAUCGUCCCAUUGCGAAGAAAAGAGAAAGAACGGAACGUCAACUGUAAACAUUCAGUUCCAGCUUAUCCAUGGCUGCCCUCUUUUCCUUAUCUUCACCUUCCUUGACCAGAACAGCCACUGCUCUCCCUUAUCCAACCACUUCCUUCAAGGGAAAUGUUAAUAUUCUCAACUCAAAGCACCUCAGCAUUUCUUCACUCAGACUCAAGUCUAAGUCUGUAGAUGGUAAACACUUGGUUGUUCGCAACCAAGCUGCUGCUUCUUCCCUGUCUGCCUCCCCCGCCGAGAAUGUGCGGUUCCGUCUUGACAACCUCGGACCACAGCCGGGUUCGAGGAAGAGGGGCAAGAGAAAGGGGAGAGGUAUAUCGGCGGGGCAGGGCGGUAGCUGUGGGUUUGGAAUGAGAGGACAAAAAUCAAGGUCUGGACCUGGUGUAAGAAAAGGAUUCGAAGGUGGUCAAAUGCCUCUUUAUCGGAGAAUCCCCAAGCUUAGAGGAAUUGCAGGAGGUAUGCAUGCUGGGUUACCUAAAUAUGUGCCAGUGAAUCUUAAAGACAUUGAAGAGGCGGGAUUUCAGGAAGGGGAAGAGGUAUCUUUGGAAUCUUUAAAAGAGAAGGGUUUGAUCAACCCAUCAGGAAGAGAAAGGAAACUCCCAUUAAAGAUUUUAGCGGAUGGAGAGCUAAGUGUAAAGCUAAACAUCAAAGCUCGGGCCUUUUCAUCAGCAGCAAAAGAGAAACUUGAAGCUGCUGGCUGCUCCCUAACUGUUUUACCUGGCCGAAAGAAAUGGGUUAAGCCAUCAGUGGCUAAGAACCUCGCACGUGCAGAGGAAUACUUUGCAAAGAAAAAGGCUGCAGCAGCUGCUGCAGAACAGGCAUCUGCUUGAAUAAUUGUAAAGUUGCAGUUGGUGACAAAUUCCAGGUUAAAUCUCUUCCUUAGUAAGUUUGGGCCUUAGCUAGUUUGUGGGCUUUAAGUCCAAUUCAAUGCUGUCUGAUUGUAUUAUUGAUUGAUUUCAAGAGCAAAAUUUUCUCUGAAAUAUUCGUGUUCUCUCUUACUUUAAACUACCAGAAAAGAGUAAAAGCAAUUUUCUUUUUCUUUC